Messenger RNA from Giardia duodenalis, 1746 nucleotides. Its product is annotated as Kinase, NEK. The coding region runs from base 1 to 1746 and encodes 581 amino acids. The transcript has a single exon. NCBI's taxonomy places the organism in Eukaryota, Fornicata, Diplomonadida, Hexamitidae. Gene Ontology annotation, biological process: protein phosphorylation. The record is from RefSeq and is a predicted model, not a curated record. Gene Ontology annotation, molecular function: ATP binding; protein binding; protein kinase activity.
AUGUCACAAAGGCACGACUACCCAGCCCUCAAGGACUACGAGAUAAUCGGCUUUCUUGGCCAGGGACAGUUCGGCGCGGUCCACAAAGUUAAAUCAAAGACUUCUGGGCAAAUUUACGCGUGCAAAAUAAUGAGGUAUGAGAACAUGUCCCGGAAGGAGAAGCAGCUGCUUCACAGCGAAAUAAACCUACAUAAAAAACUAUCGCACAAAAAUAUCGUCCAGUACUAUCGCACCAUACUGGGCGAAGAGUCGAAGGAAAUAUAUCUUUUAACGGAGUACUGCGGCAAAGGCGAUCUUCUCAAGUUUGUCAAGGAGUAUCCUCAGAAGAUCAUCCCCGAGGCUACCAUCUGGAACAUAAUGGGGCAGCUUCUGCAAGCUCUCCAGUACUGUCACUCUCCCACAAAACCAGGGUUUGACUAUGGGACCGUCAUUAUCCACCGUGAUAUUAAGCCUGCAAAUGUGCUUAUUCGUGACGAUGGCUGCAUAAAGCUAUGUGAUUUUGGAUUUUCCAAAUCUUGCGGCCUUAAUGAGGUUGCCGUCACCAUUCUUGGAUCUCCCAUGUACACGGCUCCCGAGUUGUUCAAGCGGCAGCCGUACAACGAAAAGGCAGACAUCUGGUCACUGGGAUGCGUUAUGCACCACGUCUGCACCCGUGCUGUCCCAUUUAUCGCUACUACCAAGGAAGGCCUUACGAAGCAGAUCUUGGAAGACCAGAGGACCCCGCUUCCGUCUCAGUACUCAAAGGAGCUCGUAAAGUUCCUCCAAUCCAUGAUAACGCAAGACCCAGACAAGCGACCUAGUGCUUCAGAACUUCUUCUUUGCCCAAAGUUUAAAGAAGUGGGUGUAGUAACGGCAGAAGACCAUCAGGCCGAACUGAAAGAGCCCCAAAAGGAUGUCCAAGAACUCGCCACCACAAUAGCACAGAAGAACUCCGAGAUAGAGUCUCUUCAAGCCCAAGUAACGGAGCAGGCAAGGACCAUUGAGAAACUAGAACGGCAACGCAGCAAUGUAGGGGACCUUCAAAAGGUACAGGAGGAGCUGAACGCCGCUCAGCACGAACUCAAGCUUCUUGACGACACCAAUAAAUCCCUCAGAAUGCUAUCGGACUCCAGGAUGCAACUCAUAAUUCAAUUAAGGGCGGAGAUUGACGCACUCAGGGAAAAGGACACUUCACAUACCAACAGCCUGGUGAGCAGCGCGCACGGAAUGACCGGAUUGCACAUUGCAGCAAGGGGAGGAGAUACAGACCAGGUGAAGAAGCUUCUAUCGGCUGAUGCCGGCAAAAAGACCUCCAAGGGCGAGACUGCUCUCAUGUUUGCUGCUGCCAACGGUUAUGAUGCGUGUGUGAAGCUGCUUAUUGAGGAUGAAGCAGGAAUUCAGGAUAAGUAUGGGGGCACAGCCUUGAUGCGAGCUGCGAUGAAUGGUCAUCUUGGAGCGGUGCGGCUGCUGAAGACGGUCGAAAUGGGCGUCUCUGGAUCCCGCGGGGAGACGGCCAUGAUGUAUGCUGCAUACUACGGCCAUCUAACCAUUGUCAAGGAGCUCAGCGUCAGUGAAAGUAAGAAGCAAAUGAAGGACGGAACUACGGCUCUCAUGAUGGCCAUCGCAGGGAAUUCUCAGUCCUGCGUAGACUUCCUUCUGAAAGAAGAGGGCAAAUUGUGCCGCGUCUCUGGUGAAACCCCGUUGCAGCUUGCACGGGCGAUGGGCAACCAGCAUCUAGCGGACCUUUUGGCUGUUGACGCAGAGUAG